AAAGGAGCUUAACUUUAAGAAACCCCCUCCCAGAAGAAACCAGGAUGGUAGCGUCAGCAGACUGUGUGGGAAAACCUAAACCCCCCAACAAGGUGUCGAAACCCCUAAUGGAGAAGAAGCGGAGAGCUCGGAUUAACCAGUGUUUGGAUGAGUUGAAGUUUCUCCUGGAGAAUUAUUACAGCAGCAGCAUCCGAAAGCGCAAACUGGAAAAGGCCGACAUUCUGGAGCUCACAGUGAAACAUCUGAGGAACCUCCAGAAGAUCCAGAGCUGCGCUGUGGCUUCCGAUUGUCCUGAAUACCAAACCGGAUACCGUAGCUGCUUAGCAAACGUCAAUCAGUUCCUGAUUACCCCCGACAACAUGAACCGAAGCGGGCGUUGGAUGCUGUCACAGCUGUCCCACAAACUGUGCCGCUCCCUGAGGAAGGGGGAAGCCUCCAGCACCUUGGACAGCGCCGCGCGGCUGGCUGAGGCACAGAUGGAGACGCGGAAAUGUCUGCCAGCAUCAACCCAAACAGAGGAGGGCAUCAGCCCCGACCAAGGAAAGAACCCACACAGCGCAAGCUCGGCCCCAUCAAGUCAAGACUCAAAGCAAUCAGAGCCUAAGAAACCUCACAUUUCUGCAGCGCAAAGACAGAACACCAGCGUCUCCUUUCACCAAGACUUCGACUGCGUCAUCAGACAGGACAUGAAAGCUGCAAACGCGGCGAGCAGCGUGUGGCGGCCCUGGUAGAACAUAAUCUGAGUCACAUCCCACUGAAUGUUGAUGAUUGCACUGUACAGUAGUAGAUCUUGACUGUGUGUUAAUUAGAGAUAUGUCUUUUAACAAUAAAAGCAAUGCAAGA
Molecule: messenger RNA, 843 nt
Organism: Oryzias latipes (Japanese medaka)
Lineage: Eukaryota; Metazoa; Chordata; Actinopteri; Beloniformes; Adrianichthyidae
Gene: hes3
Product: hairy-related 3
Biological process (GO): regulation of DNA-templated transcription
Molecular function (GO): DNA binding; protein dimerization activity
Source: RefSeq, a predicted model, not a curated record